Messenger RNA from Didymodactylos carnosus, 2238 nucleotides. NCBI's taxonomy places the organism in Eukaryota, Metazoa, Rotifera, Eurotatoria, Philodinida, Philodinidae. The record is from the annotation of a GenBank genome assembly.
AUGGCAUUCCACAAUAGGCGUAUUCCGGAAUGGCUGAUAUAUAAUAUGACCACAUUCUCUGAUAAUCAUUCACAACCACCGCUGUUCAGUAAAGUUAUAGGUGUGCGAUUACUAUCAAAUUCAAAGGCAGAUGAAAAAGCUCGAAAUAUUCGUAUUACGGUCGAAUUUCAAUCAGUUAGUUCAUUACCAUCGUCACAUCACUCGAAGGAAUUGAUUAUUAAGUUAACAGAUGAACAAGAUCCAUUUUUUCUUUAUAAAUUGCACUUGAACGAAGAAGAUUUUCAAAACCUUAAAAUAGAACAAGGUUUAUUAGUUGAUUUCAGCGCGUUUCCACAACACGUAAUUGAUUAUUUAGAAACAUGUGUACGAGAUAAACCAAAUGAAGCAACGGCAAAAUUUCAGUUACAAUUAGUGACAAAAGAUCCAUUUUCUUAUGAUAAUAAUGAUCAAACUCAUUUAAAAGUUGUCGAAAUAAGUUCGUUUAAACAUUUAACACAUUUAUCAUUAUUGGUGACACGAGCAAAUGACAAAGAAAUAAAAACUUAUCUUGCACGACGUUUACAAUUACGAAAUGAAGAUUAUGAUCGAAUGUGUAAUGAAUACAAUUAUAUUAAACGAGAAUUAGAAAAUACACAACAGUUAUUAAAUGAGAAAAGUAUUGAAUUUGAAAAACUGAAAUUAGAAUGGAACUCAAAUAACAAUCAUAUUAUUGGUAAACAUAUGCAAGAAUUAGCUGAAGAAAAACAAAAGUCACUGCAGGAACGAACAAGUUUACAACAAAAAUUGGAUAAUGAACGGCGUGAUUUAGAACAAACCCAUCUAAGAAAUAUAAAACAAUUGCAAGACAAUUUAAAUGAACUUCAAGAUUCAACAAAAGAUUUGACAAGUUUAAAAUAUCGUAAUGAAAUCACUAUAAAUGAAUUAAGUUCAAAAUUGAAAACAACAAGUGAAGAGUAUCAAAAUACAAAAGAUGAACUAAUUCGAUUUCGUAAAACGAAUACAACAUUAGAGAAUGAUGUACAUCAGUAUGAAAAAACUGUUAAUCAUUUACGAACAAAAAUAGCAUUAGUCGAACAAGAUUUGAAAAACAAACAAGAUAUAUUACAACAAACACAAGAUAGAAUAUCAGUUGAACAAGAAUCAAAAAAAAAACAUGAAGAAAAUGUUCAAUCAAAAUUAGAAAAGAUAAAAGAAUUAAAACAAGAUUUAUUGAAAGGAAAUGAAAUUAUUAUUAAAUUUCGAAAUGAAUUGGAAAAGUAUAAGAAUGAUCUACAAACGUGUCAGACAGAAUUGAUCAAAUGCAAAGAUAAGAUGAAAACAAAAGAUCAAAUUGCUACAAAACAAGAACGUCUGUUACAAGAAAAAGAACGUGAAAUGGCUAAUAUUCAGAAAGAAUUGAAUGAAUCAAAUAGUAAAGUAGAAAAGGCAAAUGAAACAAAUCAGAAGUUAAAUGAACAAUUAAUUGAAGCAAAAGAUUUAUUGAAAAAGAAUGAGUUAUUAUUAACCUAUUUGAAUAAACAAAUAACAGAACAAAAUAUUCAUCCGUCAAGGAUAAACAACAGUUCAACGUUAGAUUCAUCAUUAGCAACAAACCAUUUUAGACCAAACACAUUUCUGACGAAUACAAUGAAUGGAAAUGAUCAAUCUCAUACACGUCAUAUUACGCCGUAUGGUAGUCUUCAAGCACACUAUAUGCCUCCACAAAGUCAUGUACCAACAUCAUUGAAUGGAAAUGGUUAUAUGCGAAUGAACACUUCUCAAAUUCCUACAUCAUCAAAUGUAUCUAAUAAUAAUACUACGAACAGUAUGAUAAAUAAAAAUCAAACAAUACCACCAUCUCAGAAUGGUUUAACGUCAACGAUGAAUAAUGAUAGUGAUAGUGCAACGAAUACUGAACUUCGAACCAAAGACAAAGAACAUGCACGUAUCGAUCCAAAAUAUUUUCAAUUUGGUAAUUCUUCAACUAUAACAAGUGGAAAUGUAUUAAAAUCAUCAAUAUCAGCUGGAAAUAUUCAUAGUGCACCAAUCGGUUCAUCAUCAUCAAUAAAAACAUCAUUACAUGCCAAUGACAGUGAUACACAUAUUACAGAUAAUACAAAACGUCCAUCGAGCACCGUUAUUACAGGACAAUUUAAAAAUCCAUCAACACGCACAUUUAGUGAUAAUCGACAGCAUCAAGCACCCAAAGUAAACACAACUCCUCUAGCAUCAGCAUAUUCGUCAAGUAAACAAAUGUAA